CUUUCCUCUCCUGCCUCGCCUUUCCUUUGCCCCACCGUCCCCGGACCCCCCGUCUGCCAUGCUGCCAAACCGGCAGCUCCAAAUUCUCCUGUAAACUUACAUUUUUUAUUUGGGUUUUCCAUCUCCUUCCUUUUCUUUUUUUGGUCCUUGGAGAAGUUCAACCGUGUGGAUUACAUGGAUCCGGAAACAAGACUGAUAUCAACAAAGGGAAUGGAAUAAUUUACAAAAAAAUACAGGGUUUUUUGUUUACUGACAAGUGAUAGCUGAUUGGAUUUACACUGUGAUUUUUCUGUGACUUCUGCAUAUGGAGGCUUAGGCCCCAGCUCAAAGGAUUAUACCUGAAACAGUUUCCAUAUCACCAUGGCUGAAGGAAGCAAACCGGCCUCCCCCGCUUCAGCCAGUGGGUCCAGUGGGUCCAGUGGAGCAACGGCUCCACCGGCGAGUUCUCUCAAGUCUAAAGGUGUGGGCCUCCUCAGGAAGGUGAAGGUGUCUGUAGAGCUGCUGAUCGCUCUGGCCGCUCUGCUGUCCUGGGCGGCUGUAGGAGUGGUGAUGUUUGACUUUGUGGAGUACAAGACUGUCCCAGACAUUCAACAAAUCAUUACGGACCCUAUGCAAGCUGUGAACGACGCUGUAGAUGAAGUGUCCAGUCUGCUCAACAAAUUUCAAGAAUGUGCACCUGAUUUAAGUGACCCCGCGUCUACUGCCGCUUAUGUAGCUGAAGAAAUAUCGGACGCAAAAGAUGGAUUUGUUCAACACUUUUCAGACAAGGACGGAAACUUCUACCUCAGCUACGUCGACCCUGUGGUCAUCGGACGACACGUUUUCCAUUCAACCAACGACUUCAUGGGUGGAGUGAUGUGCUCCGUCAGGGAAUCACUGUGUGCUAUUGUGGACACUUUGUUUGAUACUAUAUCGGGAAUAUCUGAAGGAAAAAUUGACCUUAGCUAUAUAGACCCUGUGCUGACAGGCAGAGGCGUCUUCAGUGUUAUGAUUGAGUUCAUUUGUGGAGUGGAGGAUUACAUCCAGAAUGUGCUCUGUGCCAUUUGGGACACUAUUCUGGACAUGGUGAAAGGAACCACCGACAUCAGCUUCAUGGAUCCUGUGUCCGUUGGCAGAAACUUCUUCAGUGUGACUAACGACACUUUCAGUGGAAUAGUGAGCUACGUCCAGGACGUACUCUGUUCCAUCAUAGACAGCACACUGGAUAUUAUAAAAGAUGUCCAGCAGGCUGUGGGAUUCAGUCCCAUGACGGUUCUGAAGACGACUGCAGAAAUCACCAAAGAACAGCUUAACAUGCUCGUGAGCUAUAUCUCCACGAUGGUGCUCGGUGAUGAAGAUUUUUCAGGGAUCGUGUCUGAUGUUUCCAUCGACCCCAUGAAAGUUGUGGAAGACGCCGUGUUGGAGUUCGCAGACAAGAAAGAUUUAUUCGUGGCUUACAUGUCAAGCAUGCUUGUUGGGGAUCAAGAUGAAGCUGUAGCUUCUCCAUCUGAUAUAACUUUGGUGAGAAAAAAAGGAGUAUUUCUGCCACCUAUGGAAAAAGUUACAGAGAUUAUACAAGCGGCAAAAGAUGAAGCUGCUCCUGCACGAAUAGAUGAAGACUCAAAGAUUGAGGAGGAGGAGGCUGAAGUUCCCACUGACGCUGCCAGUGAGACAGAUGUGCAUGAGGAAGAGGAAGAUGAUGUGAAACAUGUCGACCUUGAAGAAACAGAACAAAAACUACCAUUGGAAGAUGAGGCCGUCAUUGAUAAUGAUGAUGAGGAGGAAGAGACAGAGGAGAAGGAAGUACAGGUGAAGGAGGAGGAGUUCGUAGAGGGGGAAGGCGAAGAAAAGGAGGAGGACUUAAAAGCAGUGGAGGAUGAAGGAGAACGAGAGAACAUUAAUACAGUGAUGGUUGAAGACAAAGAGGAGGAGAAGCAGGAGGAACCAAAAACAGAUGAAGUGGUAGAGGAUGAAGAUGAGGAGGAGGAAGAGGAAGUCAAAACUGAAGCUUUGGAAGUAGAGGAGGAGGCCAAAACUGAAGAUUUGGAAGAUGAUGAAGAGGGGGAUGCCACAACUGACGAUUUGGAAGAUGAUGAAGAGGAGGAGUCCAAAAAUGAAGAUUUGGAAGAAGAGGCCAAAACUGAAGUUCUGGAAGAAGAGGAGGAAGAGGAGGCCAAAACUGAAGUUCUGGAAGAAGAGGAGACAGUCAAAGCUGAAGAUUUGGAAGAUGAUGAAGAGGGGGAUGCCAAAACUGACGAUUUGGAAGAUGAUGAAGAGGAGGAGGCCAAAAAUGAAGAUUUGGAAGAAGAGGCCAAAACUGAAGUUCUGGAAGAAGAGGAGGAAAAGGAGGCCAAAACUGAAGUUCUGGAAGAAGAGGAGACAGUCAAAGCUGAAGAUUUGGAAGAAGAUGAGGAGGACGAGGCCAAAACAGAAAUUUUGAAAGAAGAGGAGGAAGAGGAGGCCAAAACUGAAGUUCUGGAAGAAGAGGAGACAGUCAAAGCUGAAGAUUUGGAAGAAGAUGAGGAGGACGAGACCAAAACAGAAGUUUUGAAAGAAGAAGAGGAGGCAAAAAUUGAUGAUUCGGAAGAAGAAGAUGAGAAGGAGGAGGAGGAGGCCAAAACUAAAGUUGUGGAAGAAACGGAGGAUGCCGAAACCAAAGCUAUGGAACUAGAGGAGAAAGAGGAAGAGGAGAAGCUAACAACUUUAGCAUUGGAUGAGGAGGAGAAGGCCAAAACUGACAUUUUGGAGGAAGAGGUGGAGGAGACCAAAACUGAAGAUUUGGUAGAAGAUGAAGAGGAGGAGGCAAAUAAGACAAAAACUGAAGAGCAGGAGGAGGGGGAGGAGGAGGAGGAAGAGACCAAAACUAAGGAAGAUUUAGUGGAAGAUGAGGAGGAAAAAAUUGAAAAAGAGACUAAAGACGAGGACACUGUAAAUAUAGAUCUUCAUGAGGAUGAAGAAAGAGAUGAAGAAAACAUUGAAUUAAUGAACACUAAGCUAGAAAUAGAAGGCGAUGAAGCUUCAGAGGAGGAAGGAGAAAAGCAUGACGAAACAGAAGCUGAGGACGAAGAUCCUAAAACUCUGUCGGCUGAAAAUCUCAGCAACGUCAUCGAUGUACCUGAAUCCGAUGAUGAAGAUGAUACCACUUUUCCUUCUGGCUAUGAGGAAGACAAAUACUCCGACGUCAUCGACGACGAAAACAGUGAGAACAGUAAAGCUGAAGCUAAAGGAAGGAGGAAACAUCUCGUUCCCUUUGAGAGGAUCCGAGGAGUCCGAUCCAGAGCUGCUCACAAAGACGAAGAGCAACUGCACAAACAUGACAAAGACCUUAAAUCCACAGAACCUGAGGAGGAGAAAAAAGACAUGGGAGCCAAACUUGAAGAAACCAUAGACAAACUAAAAGAAGAAAAGCCAAAUAAGGAGAUCAAACGUGAAGCAAAAACAACUGAGACUAAACCAGAGAAGACUGAAGAAGAAGGGUUCAUAAAGGAGCCUCCCAAAGAAGAGAAGGAAGUAAAGGAUCCACCUAAAGAAGAAAAGGAAGGUAUGAAACCAUCCAAAGAAGAUAGAGUGAAGAAACCUUCCAAAGAAAAGAAAGAAGCGAGAAAACCUUCAAAAGAAAAGGAAGAAAUAACGAAACAACCCCAAAAAGCGAAAGAGGCCAAAAAACUGAACAAAAAAGAAAAGGAAAUCCAGAAAUUAGCUAAAGGGGAGAAGGAAGUUGAGAAACCCUCUAAAGAAAAGAGAGAAAUAAAGCAAACUCCUAAAGAAGAGAGAGAAGUGAAGAUACCACCCAAAGAGGAGAAAGAAUUUGAGAAAUCAUCUAAAGAUGUGAAAGAGAUGAAGAUGCCAUCUAAAGAAGAGAAAGAAGUCAAAAAAACACCCAAAGAAGAGAAACAGGUGGAUAUGCCUCCUAGAGAAGAGAAAGAGGUGAAGACGCCUCCUAAAGAAGAGAAAGAAGUCAAGAAACAAUCUAAAGAAGAGAAAGAGGUGAAAACACCUCCUAAGGAAGAGAAAGAAGUCAAGAAACCAUCUAAGGAAGAGAAGGAGGUGAAGAAACCAUCUACAGAAGAGAAAGAAGUAAAGAAGCCUCCUAAAGAGGAGAAAGAGGUGAAUAAACCAUCUAAAGAAGAGAAAAGGGUGAAGAAACCAUCCAAGGAAGAGGAAGAGGUAAAGAAGCCUCCUAAAGAAGAGCAAGAGGUGAAGAAACCAUCUAAAGAAGAGAGAGAGGUAAAGAAGCAUCCUAAAGAAGAGAAGAAGCGGAAGCAAUCAUCUAAGGAAGAUAAGGAGGUGAAGAAGCCUCCUAAAGAAGAGAAAGAAGUCAAGAAAUCACCAAAAGCAGAGAAAGAGGUGAAGAAACCAUCUAGAGAAGAGAAAGAGGUAAAGAAGCAUCCUAAAGAAGAGAAGACGCUGAAACAAUCAUCUAAUGAAGAUAAGGAGGUGAAGAAGCCUCCUAAAGAAGAGAAAGAGGUGAAGAAAUGUUCUAAAGUAGAGAAAGAAGUGAAGAAAUCACCUAAUGAAGAGAGAGAGGUGAAGAAACCAUCCAAUGAAGACAGCAAAGUCAAGAAAUCAACCAAAAAAGAGAAAGAUGUGGAGAAGCCCUCUAAAGAAGAGAAGGAGUUGAAUAAACCAUCUAAAGACGAGAAGGAGGUCAAGAAACCUUCUAAAGAAGAGAAAGAGGUGAAGAAACCAUCUAAAAAAGAGAAAGAGGUGAAGAAACCAUCUAGAGAAGAGAAAGAAGUGAAGGAAUCCCUUAAAGUGGAGAAGGAGGUGAAGAAACCAUCUAAAGAAGAAAAAGAGGUGAAGAUGCCUCCUAAAGCAGAGAAAGAGGUAAAUAAACCAUCUAAAGAUGUGAAAGAGAUGAAGAUGCCAUCUAAAGAAGAGAAAGAAGUGAAGAAACCAUCAAAAGAAGAGAAGGAGGUAAAGAAACCAGCUAAAGAAGAGAAAGAGUUGAAGACGCCUCCCAAAGAAGAGAAAGAAGUCAAGAGACCAUCCAAAGAAGAGAAAAAAGUUAAUAAACCAUCCAAAGAAGAGAAAGAGGUGAAGAUGCCUCCUAAAGAAGGGAAAGAGUUGAAGAAACCAUCAAAAGUAGAAAAAGAGGUGAAUACCCCUCCCAAAGAAGAUAAAGAGGUAAAGAUGCCUCCUAAAGAAGAGAAAGAAGUCCUGAAGCUUCAUAAAGAAGAGAAGGAAGUCAAGAGACCAUCCAAAGAAGAGAAAAAGGUUAAUAAACCAUCCAAAGAAGAGAAAGAUGUGAAGAUGCCUCCUAAAGAAGGGAUAGAGUUGAAGAAACCAUCAAAAGAAGAAAAAGAGGUGAAUACCCCUCCCAAAGAAGAUAAAGAGGUAAAGAUGCCUCCUAAAGAAGAGAAAGAAGUCCUGAAGCUUCAUAAAGAAGAGAAAGAAGUCAUGAAACCAUCCAAAGAAGAGAAAAAGGUUAAUAAACCAUCCAAAGAAGAGAAAGAGGUGAAGAUGCCUCCUAAAGAAGGGAAAGAGUUGAAGAAACCAUCAAAAGAAGAAAAAGAGGUGAAUACCCCUCCCAAAGAAGAUAAAGAGCUAAAGAUGCCUCCUAAAGAAGAGAAAGAAGUCCUGAAGCUUCAUAAAGAAGAGAAGGAAGUCAAGAAACCAUCCAAAGAAGAGAAAAAGGUUAAUAAACCAUCCAAAGAAGAGAAAGAGGUGAAGAUGCCUCCUAAAGAAGGGAAAGAGUUGAAGAAACCAUCAAAAGAAGAAAAAGAGGGGAAUACCCCCCCCAAAGAAGAUAAAGAGGUAAAGAUGCCUCCUAAAGAAGAGAAAGAAGUCCUGAAGCUUCAUAAAGAAGAGAAAGAAGUCAAGAAACCAUCCAAAGAAGAGAAAAAGAUUAAUAAACCAUCCAAAGAAGAGAAAGAGGUGAAGAUGCCUCCUAAAGAAGGGAAAGAGUUGAAGAAACCAUCAAAAGAAGAAAAAGAGGUGAAUACCCCUCCCAAAGAAGAUAAAGAGCAAAAGAUGCCUCCUAAAGAAGAGAAAGAAGUCCUGAAGCUUCAUAAAGAAGAGAAGGAAGUCAAGAAACCAUCCAAAGAAGAGAAAAAGGUUAAUAAACCAUCCAAAGAAGAGAAAGAGGUGAAGAUGCCUCCUAAAGAAGCGAAAGAGUUGAAGAAACCAUCAAAAGAAGAAAAAGAGGUGAAUACCCCUCCCAAAGAAGAUAAAGAGGUAAAGAUGCCUCCUAAAGAAGAGAAAGAAGUCCUGAAGCUUCAUAAAGAAGAGAAAGAAGUCAAGAAACCAUCUAAAGAAGAGAAAGAGGUAAAGACGCCUCCUAAAGAAGAGAAAGAGGUAAAGAAGCCUAAAGAAAAGAAAGAAGUGAAGAUACUACCUAGAAAAGAGAAAGAAGUUGAGAAACCAUCUAUAAAAGAGAAAGAGGUGGAAAAGUCUCUGAAAGAAAAAAAAGAGGGGGAGAAGCCUCCCAAAGAAGAGAAAGAAGUCAAGAAACUAUCUAAAGAAGAGAAAGCAGUGAAGAAGCUUCCCAAAGAAGAGAAAGACGUUAAGUCUUCGAUGGAAAGGAAAGAAGUGAAGAAACCAUCUGAGGAGGCAAAGGAGAUCAAGAAACCUACAAAAGAGAAGAAAGAAGACAAAGAAGUUGUCGAGAAGAGAGACACAGAUACAGACGCCAGACACAAAAGGGCUACAAGUAGAUUCAAAGAAGUAAGGACAGAAGUUGAAUCUGUCCUGAAGAAGGAACAUCUUAAUGUUACAAAAGCAGCUGCAGAACCCAGGAGGAUUAUAAAGGUGGUGAGAGCUGUUCAAAGACAAAUCGUUCCUAUCCUAAAAAAGGAACAUAUGAAUGUCACUCAGUCAGCUCCCAAGGAGCCCAAGAUGGAAACAAAGCCAAAAAUCAAAACUAAAACUGUACAACCAGAAAUCGAUGCAAUGAAGAAACAAGAAAAAACAACUACUGCAAAGAAAGUCACGUUUCAGUUAGAUGCUGAAAUCACCAAAGAAAAGACCACAGCUUCAAAGAAGGAAGUUCCAAAGGAGAAGGCCAAAGCAGCUCCUGUCAAAAAAGAUGUUGCUGCUUCAAAAGAAAAGGCCAAACCAAUCAUUGUGAAAAAAGAACAAGAAGGUGCUUCCAGAAAUGCCUCCCUGGUAAGAGAGACAGUCAAGAAAGUGCCUAUGAAGAAAGGUCUCAAGGAACCAAAAGAGAGGCCAUUUGAUGUUUCCUUUACAGCCGAGGUUUCUAAACAGAAGCCCAAACCAGUUGUACCAAAGAGAGAACCUGCUCCUCUCAAGACAAAAGCAGUCCCAGUGGUCAACGAGGCAGAAGCACCACACAGAAAUGUGUCUCUCUCAAAGGAGAAGGUGAAGGUGGUGCCACUGAAGAAAGUUCCUGUAACUCCAAAAGAAAAAGCUAAACCAGCACCAACAAAAAAAGACGCUGUUGUGAAAGAAAAAGCAAAAACCUCACAGAAAGAACCUGAGGCCAAGCCAGUUCUUGCCAGAAAAGAAGCAGAAGUUGUAAAGGAGAAGCCUAAAGCAGUUCAUGAGAAAAAAGCUCCUAAAACUGAGGCUGAAGCACCAAAGGAAAAAGUCAAAUCCCUGGAAAAGAAGAAAGAGCCCAAAGCUCCAGAGGAGAAAGUCAAACCAGUUGUUAAAAAAGCUGAGGUUUCAAAACAGAAGUCCAAACAAGUUGUACCAAAGAGAGAACCUGCUCCUCUCAAGACAAAAGCAGCCCCAGUGGUUCAAGAGGCAGAAGCACAACACAGAAAUGUGUCUCUCUCAAAGGAGAAGGUGAAGGUGGUGCCACUGAAGAAAGUUCCUGUAACUCCAAAAGAAAAAGUCAAACCAGCACCAACAAAAAAAGUAGCUGAAGUUGUAAAGGAGAAGAAGGCCGAGCCAGUGACUCCCAAAAAAGCACCAGUUACCAAGGCGGCAAAACCAACACCUGCUGAAAAGAAGAAAGUGGUCAAGGAACCAAAGGAGAGCAUCACAGGAGUCUCUGCAAAGACAGCUGAGGUUUCUAAACAGAAGCCCAAACCAGUUGUACCAAAGAGAGAACCUGCUCCUCUCAAGACCACAGCAGCCCCAGUGGUCAAAGAGGCAGAAGCACCACACAGAAAUGUGUCUCUCUCAAAGGAGAAGGUGAAGGUGGUGCCACUGAAGAAAGUGCCUGUAACUCUAAAAGAAAAUGUCAAACCAGCACCAACAAAAAAAGUAGCUGAAGUUGUAAAGGAGAAGAAGGCCGAGCCAGUGACUCCCAAAAAAGCACCAGUUACCAAGGCAGCAAAACCAACACCUGCUGAAAAGAAGAAAGAUGCUGUUGUGAAAGAAAAAGCAAAAACCUCACAGAAAGAAACUGAGUCCAAGCCAGUUCUUGACAGAAAAGGGCUCAAUGAACCAAAACAGAGCAGCAGAGGAGUCUCUGCAAAGACAGCUGAGGUUUCAAAACAGAAGCCCAUACCAGUUUUUCCAAAGAGAGAACCUGCUCCUCUCAAGACAAAAGCAGCCCCAGUGGUCAAAGAGGCAGAAGCACCACACAGAAAUGUGUCUCUCUCAAAGGAGAAGGUGAAGGUGGUGCCACUGAAGAAAGUUCCUGUAACUCCAAAAGAAAAAGUCAAACCAGCACCAACAAAAAAAGUAGCUGAAGUUAUAAAGGAGAAAAAGGCCGAGCCAGUGACUCCCAAAAAAGAACCUGAGGCCAAGCCAGUUCUUGCCAGAAAAGAAGCAGAAGUUGUAAAGGAGAAGCCUAAAGCAGUUCAUGAGAAAAAAGCUCCUAAAACUGAGGCUGAAGCACCAAAGGAAAAAGUCAAAUCCCUGGAAAAGAAGAAAGAGCCCAAAGCUCCAGAGGAGAAAGUCAAACCAGUUGUUAAAAAAGAUGGCUCAGCCGGGCUGAAGGACAAGGUCAAACCGGUCCGUGUGAAGAAAGAACAAGAAAAGGAGAAACCGGCUGCUGUAAAGAAAGCCGAGCUGAAGGAAAAGAUCAAACCUGUGAUGAAAGAAACACCAGUAGAGAAGAAGGCCCCUAAAGAGGACCGAGUUCUGAAAGAGAUACAGACGCCUGCAAAGAAAGAGAAAUCUGUGGAGAAGAAGGCAGCCAAAGAAGAGGGCAUUAAAGCUGAGCCUGCAGUAUCAGACAGCUUUCUCAUGGAAGACGAGAUGCCAUACUUCCAGUGUUUCUUCGUGGACGAGGACGAGGCCCAGUUUCCGUUCUAUGCCUUCUCGCCGAUGCAGAUCUGAGGCUUCAGUCUGACUCCAGUCUGAGGCUCACAGUGUUUCCUGAUAACGACAAGGUCACAUCCCACCCUGCGCUGCCAAAGCCCGGCUGCCGUUCCAUGUUAGAGCUCCAGGAAAAGAGCCUGGGCAGCAGAGGAUGAUGGGUGAUGGACCAUUUAUUUAUUUCCAGAUUUGGUUGAGCUCUCGCACCAAAUACAGCUAAUGUCAUUCCUCUCUAUUUUUUGUUUUUUUUGUUUUGAAUAUGUUUUCGAGGUGGAAUCAAAUGAAUCUUCUCCACGGAAAACAACAUCAUGAAUCAACUUCUGUGGAUCGUUCGUUUAAAUCCUCAAAGCAACUUGUGCAAAUACCUUUAAUACAUUGACACUGAGUCAAGGUGCAUUUUUGAUGAGUAGUAACAUGGUGCUGAAUAUGUUUAAGUGUAAACAGGGUACAGACACAAUCACUGACCCAAGACUGACAGGGCUUCAGGUCAGGAGUUUACGUGAAAGUGUUUUUUUUAAGCUCAUACUUGGUUGUAGAUUUAGGUUUAUUUCAUCCCCUGCUUUUUAAGCCCUUUAAUUGGCCAUUUAAAGUGUUUGUGCAUAAUUCCAUAAUCCUUGAUAAUAUUUAUUUUAUGUAAAGGAUUUUUCUUUUCACACUUUUCUCCACUUGUCCUUCCCGUCUGGGCACAAAAAAAGAAAUUUAAAGAAUUGAUGAAAAAAGACGAAUCUCCUUUGCAUUUUUAAAGAUUCAGCACCAAUGUGUUUUUGGUUUGUACUUGUCAAAAGGAAUGACUAUGCACUGUAUAAGAGAGCUCCCAAUCUUACUGAAGAGACACUACCUGACAUAUGAAGUCUUAUUAAACUGUUCCAUCGACACGUCGGCACCAGUCCCUCAUUUUGAAGCGUUGCAUCACCUGCACUCUCAGAAUGAGGCUUGUUUUUAUAUCAGCAAGUAUCAGAUUCACUCUGGUUUUACCGUGAUGGACCAAAAACCCAGUGGGACUGACGGUGGUCGGUGGUUGUUUGUCCGUGAAACUUGACGUGUUGUGGAAAACAUUGAAGAAAUGAGCAGAAAUGUAAAAUGCAAUAUUUCCAGGUCAAAGUGAAGAGCAGCUUUUUCUGCUGCCAUACAUUAAAUAAUAUGAAUACAUAUCUUAUUAUGAUAACAGUGCAGAAUAUAAACAGGAUUUAUAUCAUGUGGAAUGCCUGUACGUGUGAUGUACAGGCCGGGCUACCAGUUGUCAGAUUGAGUUUGAAUCACUUAUUUGAAAUCUCUGACGAGUGAUGUUGGCAUUAUUGUGUUAAAGAUCAGACGCACCCCCCCCCCCCCUCGAACCUCGAAGUUGUUGCAGCGGGCGUCUCACGCGUUCAGAUGAUCGCAGAUGUCGGCUGCUACAUUAACGCUCGGUCGGCUUGUUCCAGCUGCUGUUCACAUAUGGCUCUUUACAUUUUUAGCUCCAUAUGCUGCAUAGCAGACCGUGAGUAAAGCUUGUGAGUCCUAGUCUAAUCUGAGUCCACCGACAGGAACACAUCGAUGUGUACACACCGUCCCUCUGCAGCUGCACAGACAGUAACUGCUGGAGCUUUGUGGCGACGCCCGUCUGGUGGUGUUUUGUUCCUAAAAUGAACGAUGUCUCGCCUCUGUUGGAUUUUAUCAAAGAGGACGUCAUUGUUCACAUAAGAAGACAUUUUGAUUUACAGAUUCAUAUUUGUUUCAACUGAAUUUUAUUCAAAGUCUCACUUUUACCAAGUGAACACGUGCAAUACAUGAAUAUCUGAUCAUCUCAGCGGUGAUAGAACUGUAUGUUUGAGUGAUGGUCCUUGAAUGAAAUAUGCAUGAAAUGUGUGUGUGUGUGUGGUUGUGUUUAUUUUAUGCACUCAGAUGUUUGUGUGACGUUUCUCCCCAACCAGAACCCUGAGAAUGGCAACUUGAAAUACUUGAACUUUUGAAUCAGGGUAAAUCUGAUGCCAAUAACCGACUUGUGUCUCUCCAUGAUGUUUCUAACGUCAUAAAUUCACAGCUCGGUAACUGUAAUUAAUCAUUAAUCUCAUUGUAAAUAGCUAAUUAGAUAUAAAAAAUAGACUAUAUUGUGUUUUAUCCCUGAACUAUUGUGACUUUACCUGCACAAUAAAUCCACAUCAUGUGUUGUUUUUCGGUUAAACCUUCAUUGUGCCUGUGAAUACAAGCGAUUUGACAUUAAAACAUAGCAAUGCA
Platichthys flesus (European flounder) is the source of this 11367-nucleotide messenger RNA. Its product is annotated as titin. The transcript is spliced from 65 exons. NCBI's taxonomy places the organism in Eukaryota, Metazoa, Chordata, Actinopteri, Pleuronectiformes, Pleuronectidae. Gene Ontology annotation, cellular component: sarcoplasmic reticulum; plasma membrane. The coding region runs from base 361 to 9174 and encodes 2937 amino acids. Gene Ontology annotation, molecular function: signaling receptor binding. Gene Ontology annotation, biological process: leukocyte tethering or rolling; hemopoiesis. The record is from RefSeq and is a predicted model, not a curated record.